CUGUAAAUUCUUGCAUGGUCAUUUGUGCAUUUGUUUUAUUUUCACUUUUUCAGAUUUCUUGACACAAAAGAAUCAUUCUGAUAUCAAUAUGGCUGGAGUUCCUGAUAGAAACUACCUUCUCUCUGUUUUCCAGAAAGUUGACAAGGAUCGCAGUGGUGCCAUAGAUGCUCUGGAGCUACAGACUGCUCUCUCUAAUGGCAACUGGACCCCCUUUAAUCCCGACACUGUGAGACUCAUGAUAGGUAUGUUUGACAAAGCCAACAAGAAUGUUAUUACAUUUGAAGAUUUUAUUCACCUAUGGAAAUAUGUGACGGACUGGCAGCAGGUAUUCCGGUCCUUUGACCGAGACAACUCCAACAACAUCAAUAAAGAAGAACUCAAAACUUGCCUCACUACUUUUGGUUACAGAUUCUCAGAGCCAUUUUUUGACGUGCUGAUGCAGAAGUUUGACAGGACGAGGAAAGGCGUAAUCUAUUUUGAUGACUUCAUUCAGUGCUGCAUUGUGCUACAGAUGCUGACGCAGGCGUUUGCAGCGCAGGACGUAGAGCGUCGUGGCGUCAUCACGGUUGGCUACGAGCAGUUCCUGGGCAUGAUCUUCAGCACGAAGCUAUAGUCCCGCCGUCUGCGUGCGCUGCCCUUCACCGCUACACGCGAUAAACUUACAGUCCUUACUACCAGCUACAGUUGUUACUAUAGUUCUGUCGAGUUAGUCUCUUCCAGCUACAGUAAAUAUUACAUUGAGAUUUACUGUUAUAUAAUGUUAUAACAUUUCUGUCAAGUUAGAAUCGUCAAGCUGUUUUUUACAAUAUUGUCGAGUUUUCCUCUUCUUGUUGAAGUUUGUAUCAAGAAGGAGUACUCAUUACUCAUAUCCUCGAUGUUUGUAGUCACUUACUAUAUUUUCAUGUUAUUGCCAAAUUUUUAUACUUCACUUUCUAUUAUACCAUUAAUUGCUCAUUAUGGCAUGUUACCAACAAACUGAAAUCUCAUGUUACGCGAGAAUUUCAGUUCUGGUUGCUUAUUUUAAACAUUCACAAAUAUUGUCCAAAAAUGUGGUAUUGUUGAUAAUUUACUCCAUCUGAGUGACGCUCUCUUAUUAUUACUUGUGAACCAUUCCUUUCUUCUUGUGACGUCUUGAAUAGCUUGUAUAGCUCGUCUUUUAAUGUUGUCGUGUUUCUUUGAAUUUCCUGCUGGCUUUCUGCCUCGUUGUAUUGACCGGGAAGUUGUCGAUAAGACAAUUGUCACUUUCAGAAUAUUAGAAUAUUAUCUUCUGUGUGUAAGUGGUGUUAUUCUGAGGGUCAAUAUUGCCAUUAUUCUUAGAUUGUUUCCUGAGAUUAUGCCGGAGUGAUGAGCAGCGUGACCCUGAAGUCAUUCCUCGUCUGGUUCUGAAGUAACUCCUAGGGUUAUCCUGAGGUUAUUCUAGGGGUGAAUGAUCAUAUGCUUCAUUACUUUCGACACUUUUUCAAGAUGUAAUUUACUCAGAAUUCACCUGAAUUCCCUGACGGCCCUGCGUUUUUUGCCCUCCCUAGCGAGAACCUACCUUUACUCUUAUUCUUUCGUCCCGGGCACCAGAUGUCAUGGCCUCCUCUCUUUGGUCCCAGAAAAGCCAUAUGUGUGCAACAAUAAGAGAUUUAAGUGUGAUUUUAACUUAACAGUUUCUUUACAUGUCUAUCUUUUUAUCAUAAACAUUUUGCGUGCAGGUUUUAGUCCGAGUUAUAAUUCAGGCCUCGUCAUGGUUAAAAUUUGGGUUCCGACGACAUUGUUUUUUCAUCAGGCCCUUCGUGUGAAGUUCUCACAUUAGUCGUUUAGUUUACUUCUUGUUAGAUGUUCGACUUUACGAUUAGGCAACCUUAUCUUGACUGAAAAAGUGCACUAUUUGUGAUUUUAUGCCAGCUGAUAUUGUAACUAAGCCAAAUUUUAUUGAAUAAUUUCUAGGGACGAUAUACAUCAGAAUUGAAAACCAGUACAUUGACUAUAUUUACGCUAUUCAUUUGCAGGUAAGGUUAAAUUUCCUGUUAUGGAGGCAAUGUUUAAUGCCAUUUCGUCUAAUCCUCCUAGUCUAAUUUACUGUGAAUUUAUUUCUUUCGUUUCAAGUUCAUAAGUUUUGGCCUUACGUUAAAAGGAACUAGUCUUCGUUUUUGUGAACCGAUGGUUGGACCGGCUCACCGCGGACGCAUUUCAUAGAUAUUCUUCUACUUGUCCUUCUCUAAUGCCUAUGUAUCGCAUAAUGAAAUGCUGUAGAUAACACACCCAACAAAAACGAAAACACAGUCUGAACAUUAAGAAUGUCUUGGAAUCGCGUACUAUGGAAUGUUAAUUCAUCAGUUGUAAGAAAAUGUGAUUUUAAUUCUUGCCGUAAUAAUCUCUCUUGUUCUUCUAGUGAAAUAAUUUUAUUUGUUUGUCUGGUUGCAAGCCUUGUCUCAGCACAACGGAUGGGAACUUAAGAGUCACGCUUAAUCUCACGUAAACCGUCUCAACUCGACAGGUUCCCAUUGCAAGAGGUCGGGGCAUGCGUCAGGAACUUGUAAAUACCCUUACAAUUUUAUAAAUUUCUUGUAUAUCAAGAAUAUUUCAAUGUAGUUCUACCAAUGUUUAUUAGUUGUAAGGCCCCAAAUUCAGUGCACCAUGAAUUGUCGCCAGUGACUAGUAUGCAUAUGACUCAAUAUGCAUUACUGUACACAUAAAUUUUAGGGAAUACAGAGUAUUCCUUGCUGCAAGUCCAAGUCACACAAGAAACUUUUGUUAAGACUGAUGCCGAAUAUUUGGCUUGAAACGUGCAUGUUUAGAAGUAGGUUUUUGUAACACGUGAAUUAUGUAAACUGCUAUUGACAAAUAAACUUUGAAUUAAUUGCAA
This is a messenger RNA of Hyalella azteca, 2851 nucleotides long. RefSeq names its product programmed cell death protein 6. Bases 89 to 613 code for a protein of 174 amino acids. The record is from RefSeq and is a predicted model, not a curated record. The transcript has 5 exons. NCBI's taxonomy places the organism in Eukaryota, Metazoa, Arthropoda, Malacostraca, Amphipoda, Hyalellidae. Gene Ontology annotation, molecular function: calcium ion binding.